UUCUGAAAUUCUUGUUGAAAUCUACAGCACAACACCACGAGAUUUUUUCCCCCAAUGUAUUGGCUCUUUGAAAUAUAUUGGAAGUUAAUCAAAAACAUUUGUUGCUUAUCAUUUUCAAUGCUUUUGUCCCUUGGCCUGUUCAGUCAUUUCUAUAUUGGGUUAAAAUAAAAAAACACAGAAUUUCCAAUUGUACGUGACGAGAAAGGCAUUUCUUUGAAAUGUGGGAGAAAACAUGGAAGCUUUGUAGAGUAUAGGUUAUCAAGUAACUUCCGCGCUAAUCUGGCGGUUCUGCCAUUUGAUUUUUAAUUAAAUGUCACAAAUGACUUUUAAAUCCCCUCUUUGCUAUAUCCAUAUAUUUUUGGACUAUCAGUGAUUCAUUUAUAAAAGCUCCUCAAUCACUGUCUGCCUCAAUUCGAUUUUCAGAGCUCAAAUGGCUGAUGAAAAAUACCAAUAACAUGUAGCCCAAAUGUCGCCUACGCCCAAAGAAGAGAGAAGUGCUGGAAAAGCAACCGGCGGAGUAGAAGAGAUCAAAUGCGGCCCAUUAAACAGAUUCGGAAGCAAUAAAGAGUCAGACCCUAUGGGAACUUCAAGCGUAGACGACCAAAUGGCCAGCUGUAGCCUAGCCCAGCCGAAUAUUAAUGACAAGUUUCUAUCGCCAACCAAGAGAACCCACGAUUACAAUGCCAAACUAACCGAUCUGGCAGCCCACUUAUCCAACCGGAGAUCAUCCUGCUCCUCCCUGCCCGGAAUCAGAGAAUCCAGAGUGGAAGAGACGGAGCAGGAAGCAUCCGCAUAUGCCUCCCCCUCAUUCGCCCUUCUAGGGGUGAGGACUAGAAGUCAAGAGAGGUCAAAUUCGUUCUGUAUGCCCCUACCGAAAAGACACUUGCUAUUGGGGAGGGGCACUCUAUUCCACGAAAAUGAAAAUUACAGCGACGGAGAUGAAGACGCAAGCAAGCCGUUCGGACUAAGCCCUCUCAUUCAGAGCUCAAACCCAUCGUCAGGUUCACCCAGUGUUGAUCUUCUGGAGGUGAAAGACUCGGACGGAGGACCAGAGGGGUCCAGCAGAGUGCAGUCCAGUCGCACUUGGCCUCAGAGUGCCAUCCGGAGUGCAUGUGCGAUCCACGAAUCGGUACUCGCAGCAGGAGACGACUCCCCUAGCUCCAAGACCUCAACCUACUGUGGAUCACUCACUCAGAUACCCAAAAUAAGCGUCAGUCAGGAGGACGUGGGGGAGGCCAUACAAUGAUUCCCUGGUAUCAUAUAUCCAACAAGACCAUACCAACAAAUCUGAUGCUCUAAAUAAACGCCAUGCAAACAUGGAAGCUGAACUCAUAUAUAUUUAGGAAAGCAGAUUACAAAAGGUAUGGAUCUUUUGUGAUGGUUUUUGUAUGAAAGCCAAUCGAAGCGACCCCAAAGUUGUUUGUUAUAAAAUUAACAUACGAUUUUAAUUAAUAGAAACGAAAUUUCAUAUGAAUGUUUAAAAGUCUGUAGUCUGUGUGUCUUUGGUCCAUGAUUAAAUUUACUCAAAGAACUGUGCUUACUAAUAAUCAGCACUAAUUAUCUUUCAUAACCAGUGAAGUACGUUUGUUAAUCGGAUUAUAAUCUAAACUUAAAAUUUAAUUUAUGUAGAUCUUAAAUCUUGAAAACGUAAGGUUACCGUUGUUUUCUUAUGUU
This is a messenger RNA of Symsagittifera roscoffensis, 1674 nucleotides long. RefSeq lists its product as uncharacterized. The coding region runs from base 467 to 1246 and encodes 259 amino acids. NCBI's taxonomy places the organism in Eukaryota, Metazoa, Xenacoelomorpha, Acoela, Convolutidae. The transcript is spliced from 4 exons. The record is from RefSeq and is a predicted model, not a curated record.